Messenger RNA from Rattus rattus (black rat), 6579 nucleotides. It is a transcript of the gene Dennd4a, whose product is annotated as DENN domain containing 4A. Gene Ontology annotation, cellular component: cytoplasmic vesicle. Bases 455 to 6076 code for a protein of 1873 amino acids. The transcript has 34 exons. Lineage: Eukaryota; Metazoa; Chordata; Mammalia; Rodentia; Muridae. Gene Ontology annotation, molecular function: protein binding. The record is from RefSeq and is a predicted model, not a curated record. Gene Ontology annotation, biological process: regulation of Rab protein signal transduction.
UUUGGCGGCUGGUGCUGAGGAAGGAGGCGGAGGCUGUGGUGACCGCGCGGGGAGGGGGAGUCCCGUCUGACUGAGACGGCAGGGCGGAGCGCCGGGCCGGGAGAUGAGCUAAGCUGGCUGCAAGCGCCGCGGCAUUCAGCCCCCUCGUGUCCCGCUCGCCGCGCGUGAGUGGAUAGGAUCCCGCAUCUCGGGCUCUUCCCGGUGCUUGCGCGGGGGCCGGCGGGGAGUAUUUCUCAAAUCCUAAGGCCCAAAGAACUCACACACUAGGAACUCUUUUCUCCAACCGAAGCUUCAGUAAUGUAGGCAGUCUGUCUGGGUAGCACAUGCUUGCCUACUUUGACCUAAUGGAGUGAGAUAAGAAAUUGAAAGCAUCUGGAUUGGUCAGAGAUUGAAAGGGAGAGCAACAAACCAAUCUCCAUUAGUUGCUGAAUGGAUAUAAACUCUGUGAUGGGAGAUGAUUGAAGACAAGGGGCCUCGUGUUGCUGACUACUUUGUUGUAGCAGGCUUAACUGACAUUUCAAAGCCUCUUGAAGAGGAAAUUCACUUCAACGAUGCCUGUCACAAAGUGGCAAGACCAAAAGAACCCAUCACAGAUGUUUCUGUUAUCAUCAAAUCCCUUGGGGAGGAGGUGCCUCGGGACUAUGUGUGUAUUGACGUAACCCCAACUGGAUUGUCGGCAGAUCUUAAUAAUGGAAGUCUUGUGGGACCCCAGAUUUAUCUUUGCUAUAAGAGAGGGAGAGAUAAGCCUCCACUUACUGAUCUGGGGGUAUUAUAUGACUGGAAAGAAAGAUUGAAGCAGGGCUGUGAGAUUAUUCAGAGCACCCCCUAUGGCCGACCUGCCAAUAUUAGCGGCAGCACCUCAUCACAAAGAAUCUACAUCACCUACCGAAGAGCCUCUGAGAACACCACUCAGAACACUCUGGCCGUCACAGACAUAUGCAUUAUUAUACCCAGUAAAGGGGAGAGCCCACCACACACUUUCUGCAAGGUCGACAAGAAUCUCAACAACAGUAUGUGGGGAUCUGCAGUGUAUUUAUGCUAUAAAAAGUCAGUGGCAAAGACUAACACUAUAUCUUACAAAGCAGGUCUAAUUUGCAGAUAUCCUCAAGAAGAUUAUGAGUCGUUCUCACUGCCAGAAUCUGUUCCCCUCUUUUGUUUACCAAUGGGGGCAACUAUUGAAUGCUGGCCACCAGACAGCAAAUACCCUCUUCCUGUGUUCUCUACAUUUGUGUUAACUGGAGCCUCAGCUGAAAAGGUCUAUGGUGCUGCUAUUCAAUUUUAUGAACCAUACUCCGAGGAGAACCUUACAGAAAAACAGAGACUUCUUUUGGGUUUAACAUCUCUGGUGGAUGGAAAGUCUGAUGGUUCUAGAACGAUUCACACUAACAAAUGCAUUUGUCUGCUUUCCCACUGGCCUUUUUUUGAUGCAUUCAGAAAAUUUCUGACUUUUCUGUAUCGCUAUUCCAUCUCUGGACCUCAUGCCCUUCCAAUUGAGAAGCAUAUUUCCCAUUUUAUGCACAAAGUUCCCUUUCCGUCCCCUCAGAGGCCACGGAUUUUAGUUCAGUUAUCCCCACAUGAUAACUUGAUUCUCAGUCAGCCUGUUUCUUCACCUCUUCCAUUAAGUGGUGGGAAGUUUUCAACACUACUCCAGAAUCUUGGCCCUGAGAAUGCUGUGACACUGCUGGUGUUUGCUGUAACAGAACAUAAAAUCCUUAUCCAUUCCCUACGACCCUCCGUGCUCACCAGUGUGACGGAAGCAUUAGUGUCUAUGAUUUUCCCUUUCCACUGGCCCUGCCCAUAUGUUCCUCUCUGCCCAUUGGCUCUCGCAGAUGUCCUCAGUGCACCAUGUCCAUUCAUAGUAGGCAUUGAUUCAAGAUACUUUGAUCUUUAUGACCCUCCACCAGAUGUCAGUUGUGUCGACUUAGAUACCAACACCAUUUCUCAAACUGGUGACAAAAAGAAUGUAGCUUGGAAGAUUCUUCCAAAGAAGCCGUGUAAGAAUCUGAUGAACACACUGCAUAAUUUGCACCAGCAGUUGGCAAAACUGCAGCAGAGACCAAGAGAUGAUGGACUAAUGGACUUAGCAAUGAAUGACUAUGAUUUUAAUUCCGGAAAGAGGUUGCACAUGAUAGAUCUGGAAAUCCAGGAGGCAUUCUUGUUUUUCAUGGCCUCUAUUUUAAAAGGUUAUAGAUCAUACUUAAGGCCAAUAACAGAAGCCCCAUCUGAGACAGCGACAGAUGCAACCUCGCUGUUUGCCCUUCAAGCUUUCUUAAGAAGCCGGGAUCGAUCACAUCAAAAAUUCUAUAACAUGAUGACCAAAACACAAAUGUUUAUUCGCUUCAUUGAGGAAUGUUCUUUUGUCAGCGAUAAAGAUGCAAGCCUGGCCUUUUUUGAUGACUGUGUGGAUAAAGUGGAUACGGACAAAAGUGGUGAAGUUCGACUUAUAGAACUGGAUGCGUCUUUCAAAAGUGAACAUACUGUCUUUGUGACACCGCCCGAGAUCCCCCAGCUGCCCAACGGGGAAGAGCCGCCAUUGCAGUACAGCUAUAAUGGAUUCCCAGUUCUCCGGAACAAUUUAUUUGAGAGGCCUGAAGGAUUUCUACAAGCAAGAAAGAACAAACUACCGUCAAAACCAAGCAGUCCUGGCAGUCCUUCUCCCAUGUUCAGAAGAACAAAGCAGGAAAUCAAAUCAGCCCAUAAGAUUGCAAAGAGGUAUUCCUCUAUCCCUCAGAUGUGGUCGCGGUGUCUGCUCCGUCACUGUUAUGGAUUGUGGUUUAUUUGUCUCCCAGCUUAUGUGAAGGUUUGUCAUUCCAAAGUCAGGGCUCUGAAAACAGCGUAUGAUGUACUUAAGAAAAUGCAGCUGAAGAAGAUGGAUCCACCUGAUGAGGUAUGCUACCGCAUUCUCAUGCAGCUCUGUGGACAGUACGACCAGCCUGUGCUUGCAGUUCGAGUGCUUUUUGAAAUGCAGAAAGCUGGUAUUGACCCCAAUGCAAUCACUUAUGGGUACUACAAUAAGGCUGUUUUGGAAAGUACAUGGCCUUCAAGAAGUCGUAGUGGCUAUUUCCUCUGGACAAAAAUAAGAAAUGUUGUUUUAGGAGUUGCACAGUUCAAAAGAGCUUUAAAGAAACAUCCACACUUACCACAGACAGCGCUCUCAGGUGGCCGGUCUGAUCUUGGAUAUGGUUCAUUAUCUAAAGACGAUGUUAGAAGAGAAGCUACAUCUACUGAAGACACUCAAGGGGAAAAGGAUAAAAAAGGGAGCGACUCUAGUUCCUUGUCAGAGAAUGAGAGUGCAAAAGGAAGUGCUGACUGCCUUCCUACUCUCAGUUACCAGAGUUCUUCCACUAUAGUUCGCCUCAAUGGUACAAAUCAGGACGGUGCUGAUAAAAUGUCUGGAGAAUGUGAGGAAAGCACACCUGAGCUGCUCUUAGUGCCAUCUCGUGAGGACACAAAUGAAGUACAAACCAUGCCAAGCAGAUGCUUUAGGAAAAGGCAUAAAAGUGAUGAUGAAUCUCAUUUGCAGCAGCAAAUGCCUUGGGGAAACAGGAACCGUAAUCUUAGUGGUGGGGUACUGAUGAGAUUUAUGCUGAACAGAAUUAACCAAGAAACAAACCCUGGAGAUAUGGUUGAAAAGUUAGGCGCUGAUGCAAAGAUUCUUUCAAAUGUUAUCUCAAAAAGCACAAGACCAAAUAGUCUUGAUAUUGGAAAGCCACCGGUAAGAUCAAAAAGAGACAGCCUAGAGAAGGAGUCUAGUGACGAUGACACACCUUUCGAUGCUUCUAACUGCUUGGAUAAAGUGGAGUCUCCUGUUAUUUUUGACUUAGAAGAUUUAGACACAGAAACAGAUGGUUCAAAAGUGGGAUGUGUCGCUGCACAAAAUCCCAAGAGGCUUCAGCGAAUGAACAGCAGCUUUUCAGUAAAACCGUCUGAAAAAACAGAUGUUGUAACAGGAUUUGAUCCUCUCUCGCUCUUGGUUGCUGAGACUGAGCAGCAGCAGAAAGUGGAAGAGGAAGAGGACGAAGAUGAUAACAAGAGCAUCUCAACGCCAUCUGCCAGGCGUAAUUUAGCUGAAGAAAUUGAGAUGUACAUGAAUAACAUGAGCAGUCCUUUGACAAGCCGUACACCAAGCAUUGAUUUACAGCGAGCAUCUGAUGAGAAGUUAACCAAUAAGAAAAGUCCAACAUUGGUCAAGGCCUGCAGAAGAUCAAGCCUGCCUCCUAAUUCUCCUAGGCCAGUGAGACUUACCAAAUCCAAAAGUUACACCAAAAGUGAGGAGAGACCAAGGGAUAGACUGUGGUCCUCACCAGCCUUCUCACCCACUUGUCCAUUUAGGGAAGGAUCACAAGAAACACUAGCCCAUUCAUCACCCUCAUUUAACUUAGACACACUGCUGGUACCUAAACUUGAUGUUCUAAGACACAGUGUGUUCACUGCUGGGAAAGGAGUUGCAGAGAAAGCAAGCAAAUGGUACUCAAGGUUCGCCAUGUACACCACGUCGUCAAAGGAUCAAAGUUCUGAUCGUACCAGUCUUUCUUCAGUGGGAGCCCAGGAUUCUGAAUCUACCUCUUUGACAGAUGAAGAUGUCUGCCAUGAGUUGGAAGGAGCCACUUCCUCCCAAGAAAGCAGUGCGGCUUCAGGGACCAAGGGAAUUGAUGCCAGCCGGGCCAGCCUGGGGAGCUCUGCCUCCUUAGAAGGAUCCCUGUCAAAGUUUGCCUUACCUGGAAAAACAGAGACUGCAUCUUCUCUCAACACCAGUAACACCAAUAUCUUCCAGAACUAUGCAAUGGAGGUUCUCAUUUCAAGUUGCUCUCGGUGUAGGACUUGUGACUGUCUCGUCCAUGAUGAGGAAAUCAUGGCUGGCUGGACAGCAGAUGAUUCGAAUCUCAAUACUACAUGCCCGUUUUGUGGCAAUCUCUUCUUACCCUUUCUGAAUGUUGAAAUCAGAGAUUUAAGAAGACCUGGACGAUAUUUCUUGAAGUCCAGCUCAUCAACGGAAACUAUGCACUUUGCAUCUUCUUUCUCAAGUCGGACAAGGCAGUCUUACAUUUCAGCAUCGGCCUCUGGUCUUGACACAUCUUCUCUCUCUGUUCAAGGGAACUUAGAUCUAAAUAACAAAUCUAAACUACAGGAAAAUCCAUGUGCCCGAAGUAUUCAGAUCCCUGCUCACAGAUCAAAAACUGUUGUGUCAAAAUGCCCAUUAUUCCCAAUGGCCAGGAGCAUCAGCACAUGUGGCCCCUUGGAUAAGGACGAGCCUGGGGGACAGAAGCUCAUUCCUACAGGCAGCCUGCCGGCCACUUUACAAGGACCUACAGAUUCUUUAGGGUUAGAAUGGCACCUACCAAGUCCAGACCCUGUCACUGUCCCAUACCUUAGCCCCUUAGUGGUGUGGAAGGAACUUGAGAGCUUAUUGGAAAAUGAAGGUGACCAUGCAAUAACAGUGGCAGACUUUGUGGACCAUCAUCCGAUUGUCUUUUGGAACCUGGUGUGGUAUUUUAGACGCCUCGACUUGCCCAGUAACCUGCCUGGAUUGAUUCUUUCUUCUGAGCAUUGUAAUAAGUAUUCAAAGAUUCCCCGCCACUGUAUGUCUGAAGAUAGCAAGUAUGUUUUAAUACAGAUGUUAUGGGACAACAUGAAAUUACAUCAGGAUCCAGGGCAACCCCUGUACAUCCUCUGGAAUGCCCACAGUCAGAACCGCACUCUUCUGUUUGAGACUCAAAAAUAUCCAAUGGUCCAUUUGUUACAAAAAAGUGAUAACUCCUUUAACCAGGAACUGUUGAAAAGCAUGGUGAAAAGCAUUAAAAUGAACGAUGUCUAUGGACCCAUGAGUCAGAUUUUAGAGACCCUGAGUAAGUGUCCACACUUCAAAAGACAGCGGAGUUUAUAUAGAGAAAUAUUAUUUCUCUCACUUGUGGCACUGGGAAGAGAAAACAUUGAUAUAGAUGCGUUUGACAAAGAAUACAAGAUGGCUUAUGAUCGUCUCACACCAAGUCAAGUCAAGAGUACACAUAACUGUGACAGGCCACCAAGCACGGGAGUGAUGGAGUGCCGGAAAACCUUUGGCGAACCUUAUCUUUAAGACGUGUGUGUAUAUGUAUACAUUCAAUAUAUAUUGUAUAGUCAGUGUACAAAGUAACACUUUUAGACUCUAAACUCCACGUUUUGAGAAUGCAUUUGUAAAUGGAUUGGAAAGUUCAGGUGGCUUUGUACAGAACGCUUUUGUGAGACAACAGUGACCGACAGGGAGAGAGCCACUUACUUCCCAUUUAUUUCUUCUUUAUCACCCCUGUAAAGUAAUCAACUACUCUAUGAUGAGGAAGUCUCUUUUAAAACAUUGGUUGCCACAAAAUUAGACUUUCUUAUGGUUUCUCUUGGAAGAGACAGGUGGGAAAAUCACGUGUGGAGCAUAAGCAGAGAUGUCAGAUCCAAGUGUGUCCUGCUUUCGUGGACGUCCGUGGACUGUUCACGCGUUACCAUGAAGUUCUAUUAUACAUAUUUUAAAUUGUUUAUAGUAAGUUGAUAUUUUUUUAAUUUUUAAAUUUAAUAUAGCAAACUUAAAAUGAAUUUAAACUUAUGAAACAA